CUUGCCAUUAACUAUGUGCUAUCAGAUCAUUAGAACAGUGUUAGAACGGUUUGAGUAUUUAUGAAGCAGAAGGUAUUUUCAUGGAUGAAAGUUCACUGAAGGAGAAACUCAGCUUUCACUGCAUUGUGAAGUAUUUUCUCUUCGCUACUAACACCGUCUUGUGGAUUGUCAGCAUCGUACUCGUUGCAGUGGGAGCCUGGGCUCAUGAUGAGAAGAAGGAGUAUAGUGACCUUGACAGCCUGGCCUUUGACCCUUCAGUUCUACUUAUUGUUGUUGGCUGUCUGAUGUUUGUAGUGACAUUCUGUGGUUGUGUUGGAGCUCUCAGGGAAAAUAAGAUCUUGCUGCAAGUAUUCAUGGGAUCUUUGACUGUCAUCUUCAUUUUGGAACUUGUAACAGGCUUUGUUGCUUUCUUUUUUGUCGACAAGACUCGCAGUAAAGUGAAGGAGGCAACUCAUAAUGUGAUCAUGAGAUACCGAAAUGAUCCAGACCUGCAAAAUGCUAUAGAUGGAAUACAAAAGGGUCUGAAGUGUUGUGGUGGAUUUUCAUAUCAUGACUGGGAGCUGAAUGAACAUUUCAACUGUUCUGCUAAUACUGUUCAGGCAUGCGGAGUACCCUUCUCAUGCUGCCGUGAGGAUCAGAUCAAUACACACUGUGGAUUUGCAGUUAGAAAGGAAAAACUUGAGACAGAAGCUACUCAGGUGAUAUACACCAAUGGAUGUAUUGAUAGUCUGACAGACUGGAUUAAUAGCAAUCUUCACAUUGUGGGAGGUCUUGCAUUUGGGUUUGCUGUUGUACAGUUGCUUGGAAUUCUGGGUGCCUUUAACAUGAUCCGGGUUAUCGAUGAAGUGUUAAAGUCACAGAAUACUGAGACUGAGUUGAACUUUACACUAUAGGAGAACCACAGGGAUUUGCUUUGUUGCAUAUGAAGGGAAAAGUAGAAUACCCACACCACAACUUGGCUAGCCAAACCGAUCAAUAAAGACUCAUGGAAAACCAGCUAUAUUCUUGCAGUAUUUUUGCUGGCAUCACACCCCUCAACCAAUCAAGAAGCCAGUAUGUUACACUGUAGGGGUCAUGGUAGGGAGGGGUCCUGUAGAGUUCAAUAAAUAAUGGACUCCCAUCAGAUGAUAAGGUUCAAGUAUUUUUUUAACAGAGUACAAAGCUUCAAUGUUAAAAACCUUUAUUGGAUCUUCCAAUUGCAAAUCAGCAUUACAAUAUCAACCCAAGAAUUACAUGGACUUGUUUCUACUUUCUUGUUUUGAUAAUGAAACCUAACUUUGUAGUAAAAAAUGUCAACAGAGAAAAGGGAAACAUUCAAUUAUCACUUAGAACUAACACUGACAGUUAUUGUCAAAAAUCUUUGUACUGAGAUGAGUUUCAAUCUGAGGUUUUAAUUAAGAAAUCUGAUUAGUUAAAAAGAUUGCAAUCACUAGGUCCUGUGAAAAUUUGUCAAAAAUAAGUUGCUAAGCAAAUAAAUAAAUUCCCUAUAUUAAAUAACCAUUAUUACAUAGCUACUGUAUCAUAACUCAAUCAAAUAUUAUUAAUAGUUAUUAAGUUGAGGACUUUAUAAAGUCUUUCUCUAUUCUCUGAAAGGAGGUUCAUUUUUCAGAGUAGCUUCAUAUUUAUUAAAAAUAAUGACAAAGAGA
Stylophora pistillata is the source of this 1646-nucleotide messenger RNA. RefSeq names its product tetraspanin-33. Lineage: Eukaryota; Metazoa; Cnidaria; Anthozoa; Scleractinia; Pocilloporidae. The record is from RefSeq and is a predicted model, not a curated record. Gene Ontology annotation, cellular component: plasma membrane.